Molecule: messenger RNA, 2533 nt
Organism: Sclerotinia trifoliorum
Lineage: Eukaryota; Fungi; Ascomycota; Leotiomycetes; Helotiales; Sclerotiniaceae
Source: the annotation of a GenBank genome assembly
UUCACUCGCUUAUGUCUAGAGAUGAAAAGUCUGGAGGUGCAUUUGCAGUGAAGGUUUCCAUCGCUAAUUCAUUAAAAUAACAAUGGAUAUCAACAAUCAAUUUCCAAUCAAUUUGUUUUCUAUAGUAGCCAGCCACAGUAGUGAAUUGAAGGGUUGUAUUCACUUUAAGAUCUUUUCGGCAAGGCUACGAAGUCUCUCAUCUUCUAAGUCAUUGAGUCUCACAAAAUAUUUGUACAACAACCAUUGCAACACUUUGGAUAUCUUUGAACCAACGGAAUCACUUUGGAAAGCUUGCAGCUUUUCUUAAAACUAUCAAGCUCCUCCAUUAAUUCUACUCUUCAUUGGAUAUGAAUUAAUUCUUCAUUGCUUCCGUACAGUUUUGCUUCUGGAAAGUAUCAAAAUGGCUGGUCAAUACGACGAUCUUUCCAGCUCUUUGCCCGUGGAUUUCACAUCAUAUCCAUCACCUGCGACCUCUCAAUAUCUGAACUAUCAAUCUCAGAGUGGCACCCAAGGAUACAACAUGCAAUACGCCGAAGGGGAGUCGGCUACUUCCUGUAGUGGAUAUGGCCAGACAGCCAAUGUAUACCAACAAAAUGGUCAAAGAGGCAACCUGUACCGAAAUGGUGGUUAUUCUCCUGACACUCCAUACAGCCAAGGCACGGCAUUUCCUCCGCCUCAUGGCAUUGGCCAAACGAUCCUCCCUUUCCACCCCCAAUACAACCAUGGCAGUUUUAUGGGCAAUGUUCCUUAUUACCAGUGCCCGGCAAAUUUUCCACCGAAUGUAUCCGGUCAAGUAGUUAACCCUAUCUAUCAUUCUGCUUUUAUGCCGCAGGAAAACAACAACCAUCCAAGAUGCCAGUUCAGUCCAACUCAGCAGGGAUAUGUACGUUACUACAAUCCUCUGUACGCAUUCUCUGCCACCCCGCAGAGCGGCGCUUCAUUCAACAAUGCAGCUAGCCCAAUUGUCAAUUCAACUGCAUCGGCUUCUGCCAAUUCGACGCGAAAUGAGUACAAAACACCUCCACAUUUGGUCACACCUAGCGGAUCUCAUUCACAUAGAGGGUAUCUUAUGACACCUUCCAAUCAAUAUCUAUCCGGAGGUCAAGUCAAUAAUGGAGUUGACCAGAUGUUGGCGAGCACCCCAGUCCCACGCACACCACAGUCAACGCCGGCAGGGCUGUUGGACAGAAUUCAAAAUACCACUCCUGAUGAUAACUAUAUCGCCAUCAAGCGAAAACCGGCAAUGAGGUCCAAGAACGACCCAAUUAAUGCCGAGGAUGUAAUGCAUGGAUCCAUUGUAUGGUUAUCCAACCAUCAAGAUUGGCAUGAGCCCAUCAUAUGCGUUCAGAACCAUGAGUGCAAUGACAAGAUCAAAGAAAUUGAUGGUCAUAACCACCCAGUUACGAUUUUGAGAAUCAAUCAACGCCAUGGUUCGGAUAUCAUUGGAGAUAUUGUGCUAGACAUCGCAAUCGUAAGUCCUAAUCCUUCUGCAGCCUCAUCAUUGAUCUCAAAUAUCGUUCUGUGACAGUUCGUGUAGAUACUGCCGUUCACUACUGCUAUUUCAUCGUAUCAUUGCCUUUUCAUCUCCGUGUGCAUAGGCUCCACACCCUCACACCCGUUUGCUCCGAGGCUAAUGCUGAAAGUUAUCAUAAUAGAUGACAACCCUAUGUGGCCUCAGCCUUCAGGGAUAUGUGCGGAGGCUGCGCGCCCUCGGUCCCGAUACAUCAAAGCAAUGGUACCUCCAAGAAACCAUGCCAUUGUCGUGGAUACCACAGCAAACUUCCGACCUGAAAGGCUCCAAACUUGAGGAGGUAAGAGAACACGAAAAGCGCUUGGAGAGUAAGCAUCAUGCGGAGCUCAAUGAGCGCGGGAACACCUUGUUGUCUCUAUCGCGGGGAACCAUGCAAAGACGAACGUACAUGCGAGUUCAUCAUAUUUACGCUGUUCCGAUUAAGCAAUUGCAAGCUUGCAGUCGAUACGCAAAGCUUGCACAUAUGGUUCGCUUAGAUGAACCCAGCUAUAGAAGGGUGAUGGAAAGCUUGAAUUUAGUACCGGAUUCUUGGGAGACUAGCGUUGAGAAAAGCGUCGCAUCUGCCCCACAGCGCCUUCGGGAUCUUCGGGACGCAGGAAUGGCUCGGUUGAAUGCUGUUCGAGUUACCGAUCGCCUGUGCCUCCAACAGGAAGCUGCUGAACAGCAAAGCUUGGCCAUCAGUCAACAGAAGUCGCCGACCGACGUGGCUGCGGGUGACGUAAAGGGUUAUGAGGACCUGUAAGGUACUUAUAACUUAAAUAAACUUGGAAAUCAUGAAGUUUUUCUGCAUUCCAUUUGCGGAACCCAGGGAACAACCUUUGCAUACAGAUACGAUACUAUUACGCACAUAAAUGUUAAUUGGGGGAGUUCAGUUACCUUGACGUCAGUUGAGGUGGCGAGUGAGGGGAAUUUUGACCAAAGAACGCUGGUAGACAGAUAGAGUAGCAAUGCUCAUAUUCACCUUUCGGAGUCCGAAGCAGAGGAGUCUGGAAGAUGAUAUAA